This is a messenger RNA of Pleuronectes platessa (European plaice), 1697 nucleotides long. RefSeq names its product branched chain keto acid dehydrogenase E1 subunit beta (gene bckdhb). Gene Ontology annotation, molecular function: catalytic activity. NCBI's taxonomy places the organism in Eukaryota, Metazoa, Chordata, Actinopteri, Pleuronectiformes, Pleuronectidae. Bases 6 to 1223 code for a protein of 405 amino acids. The transcript has 11 exons. The record is from RefSeq and is a predicted model, not a curated record. Gene Ontology annotation, biological process: branched-chain amino acid catabolic process; response to nutrient.
AAUGCAUGUGCCCUUCCUGCUCACAAACACCAACACCAACAGUCAUGGCGGCUGCCGCACGGUUCUUCCUCCGAGGCUCUAGCUCGAAACUUCCCCUCCUCGGGGCCGUCAGCGGGGCUCACAGCUCUGUCGGGGCCUCGCUGCUCACGGUGUCACCGAGCUGCAGCCCCCGCAUGAAGACACAGAGGAGACACGCAGCGCACUUCACCUACCAGCCUGACCCCGUCCCCACUAACCAUGGACCAACAACCAAGAUGAACAUGUUCCAGGCAGUUACAAGUGCCUUGGACAACACCCUCGCCAGCGAUCCUACAGCAGUCAUCUUUGGGGAAGAUGUUGCCUUCGGUGGAGUAUUCCGAUGCACAGUUGGUCUGAGAGACAAAUAUGGCAAGGACAGAGUCUUCAACACUCCCCUCUGUGAGCAGGGUAUUGUGGGAUUUGGUAUUGGUGCAGCCGUCGCCGGUGCCACGGCCAUCGCUGAGAUCCAGUUUGCUGACUACAUCUAUCCUGCUUUUGACCAGAUAGUCAAUGAAGCAGCCAAGUACCGCUACCGUUCUGGCAACCUGUUCGACUGCGGCAGCCUCACCAUUCGGGCUCCGUGGGGGUGUGUGGGCCAUGGAUCACUUUACCACUCUCAAAGCCCAGAGGCCUUCUUCGCCCACUGCCCCGGCGUCAAGGUUGUAAUACCACGUGGUCCAGUGCAGGCCAAGGGGCUGCUCCUCUCCUGCAUCACUGACCAGAAUCCGUGUAUCUUCUUUGAGCCCAAGAUCCUGUACAGAGCAGCAGUGGAGCAGGUUCCGGUGGAGUCCUACACAAUCCCACUGUCGCAGGCUGAGGUCCUACAGGAAGGAAGUGAUGUCACUCUGGUAGCCUGGGGUACACAGAUCCAUGUGAUGCGCGAGGUGGCCAACUUGGCCCAAGAGAAACUGGGAGUGUCAUGUGAGCUCAUCGAUCUACAGACCAUCCUUCCCUGGGAUGUAGAAACUAUUUGCAAGUCGGUGGUGAAAACUGGUCGUUUGCUCAUCAGCCACGAGGCUCCAGUAACCGGAGGCUUUGCAGCUGAAAUCAGCUCUACUGUGCAGGAGGAGUGCUUCCUUAACCUGGAGGCUCCCAUCAGUAGGGUUUGUGGUUAUGACACGCCCUUCCCUCACAUCUUUGAACCCUUCUACAUCCCAGACAAGUGGAAGUGCUUUGAGGCUAUCAAGAGGAUGAUCAACUUUUGAGCCCCUGUCAGGUACAAAGAGCCGACGUCUGGUAGCCCUGAACUCCACGUUCUCCCACUUUUCCUCUUCAUUCAUCCAAUCAGUGGGGAGCAGCCAGGAAAAGACAUUUUGACCAUCAAAUCAGGAAGCAGUAUCCAGAUGGGCUCCAUAUCCGUCUGUGUUCUGCUGAAAGACUGUUACAGUACCUCUGAAGUAUGGAACCUCGUUCAGUUGCAACGGAAAUGACUUGAUCUGGUCUAUAUUAUUAAACUCCACGUUUGCUUCAACAUAAUUUAAUGUCCUCUAAAGUAAAGGUUCAAUACUGUGGGAAACUCUUAUUUGGUAUGUGUUAUUGUCUGCCUUUCUGUGCUGUUACUUUUGAUUGAAUGUGCUCUAAUCUUUAUUUAGUUUGACAUCCACUGAACAUUAUUGUACUAAUAACAUGGACUUGUGGUUUUUAUGUAAAAUAAAAUGAAAUCAGAAUUGUAGAAAACA